AAGCUCAUCUCGCUCAAUCGAUACCACUUUGAGUAUAAACCCAGGCUCCCCCAGUCGAGUCACCAUCCUUCACAUCGCACGCAACAAGGAAUAUUGUGAAAAUGCCGGUUGGACCAUUCGAUAGACGCAAGAAACGAUCGCGGUGCCUUGCAUGUGCUGCAAGCCAUCUUAAGUGUUCUGGAAGUGUUCCGUGCAGCAAUUGUGUGAGAAGGAGGGUUGAGUGUACUUUUGAGCAGCAGAAGCCUAAGCAGAUCUGGAUCAACCAGGAUGAAUCUGGCAAAAAGGUGGUUACAAGGGUUUCAGCUGUUACCUGCAAAAGCCAGUCUCCCCGGCUGGAUCUCAACCCUACAGGUGAUCAGAUCUACUAUCUUUCUCACUACUUCGACACGUUUUUGAGGCGGAACAAUUGUAAUCCAAAGACGGAUAUCUCCAAUGAUGUUAUUAGCUUGAUGAAAGAUCAAGCGUCAGGGACGUUCCUCCACGAUGCUGUUCUGUCAUUGGGGGCAAUGCAAGCUGUCAAACUGAACGCAUUAGAGGGUAUUGACCCAAGCAAGACCUACAAUUUGGCUGUUCAUCACUACUCAAAGUCUGUUUUGGGUUUGAGAAACGCUCUGGAGAAGUUUGACCAGGAGCCCAGUGCCCGGCAUCGCAUCUUGUGGACUACACAUCUGUUGGGGCUAUUUGAGCUUAUGACUGAUGCGACUGGCGAAGGAUGGAUACAACAUCUAGUCCACGGCACAUCCAAGGCUCUUGUCGCUGCUGGCCCAACAUCAUGCCAAUCAGGUCAUGGACAGCGCUUUUUCACUGAAAUAAGAAUAUUCGAAGUCUGUCGAGCUAUAAUAUUCAAUGAGCCAACAUUUCUUGCAAAAGCAGAUUGGAGAUGUCUCAUUCGGGAGAUGAGGGCCAAGGAGCAAGGCAACGCAGAUUUAUUGGAUGAACUUUUGGAUAUCAUCGUCUCAUGCUCAACCCUGCGUGUUCGGGCGAAGGACGUUAUCUACUACUCGGACGCAGAUGAUGUUAAUCUCCCAAAACAUCUCGACGAAGCUUUUGAUGUUGCUCAAGAAGGCUUCCGGCUAAGGCAAGCUCUCAUCGACUGGGAAGCCAAAGGCGUACCCUCAAAACAGCUGACUGCUGAGAACACAAAUGGGAGCUUCUCAUCCUUGACCAAAGCAUUCUUCGCGGCAACAAGUAUCUACCUCUCCGGAGUUUUCGACUAUGAAAUUCCAUAUUGGCAAGACAUGGGGAUUGUGGCGCCCAACUUGAGUGAAGAAGAGAUACAGAUGCAUGUGAUCAACAUAUUGACGCAUACGAAUAGUGUUUUGCAUAAUUCUUCCAUCUCUCCGUUAUUGGUGCUCUUUCCACUGCGGGUUGCUGGUGCACGGUCUUGGCAGGGUUGGCAGCAGGAUUGUAUCAUGCAGAACUUGCUGGUGGUUGAGAGGACAUUUCCUGUUGCAGCGGCUUUUAGGGCUGACUUGAUGGGUGUAUGGGCUCGGAUGAGUCCCCCGAUAUAG
Molecule: messenger RNA, 1511 nt
Organism: Fusarium oxysporum Fo47
Lineage: Eukaryota; Fungi; Ascomycota; Sordariomycetes; Hypocreales; Nectriaceae
Product: Zn(II)2Cys6 transcription factor
Exons: 4
Coding region: 102-1511 (469 amino acids)
Biological process (GO): regulation of DNA-templated transcription
Molecular function (GO): DNA-binding transcription factor activity, RNA polymerase II-specific; zinc ion binding
Source: RefSeq, a predicted model, not a curated record